CAAAGACUACUUUCCCGCCGCCAAUCGACACAGCUCCAAACGCCAUUCUCUCUUUCCCAGAGUUUCAGUGGCUUUGACUGCUCAACCCUCUCUCUCGGUCAUCUCCUAAAACGAUCGGAAACACUUACGUUUUUUUCUCUCCCUACAAUGGAGCUCCGUCCUCGAAAAAGAAUCGCCAAACCCCCGAUUGAAGGCUCUGUGGAAGAGCGCAGUGAUAGUUCUGAUGAUUAUGUGCUGCCUUCGGAAUCUGAUUCUAGCAUCUCUAGCGAUGAAGAUGAAACAUAUGGAGAGAGACAGGUUACGGUUGUAAAUCGCAAGGGAAAGGCUAAGACUAAUGACAAUGAUCGGUCAGGUUCUGCUCUUAUUCCUAUUGCCAGUACUGCUGGACCUUCAGAAAUAAAUGUUGAGGAAGGGGAGCUGAAUGAUCAACAACAAACCUGCCCGGAAAUCUCUAUACGUGAUGUACGCUCUCCAUCACCAAGAUCAUCAAGAGAUUUGCUAGAACUCCAAGGUACCCUUGUUAUUUGUCCUGUCGUUGCCGUGACUCAAUGGGUUAGCGAAAUUGAACGGUUUACUUCCAGGGGGAGCACUAAGGUGCUUGUUUAUCAUGGGGCAAAUAGAGGGAAGAGUUCUAGACAGUUCACAGAUUAUGAUUUUGUAAUCACAACUUAUUCAAUCGUUGAGAAUGAAUAUAGGAAAUAUAUGAUGCCACCCAAGGACAGAUGCCCAUACUGUGGAAAUCAAUAUCAGCGAAAAAGGCUUUCAUUCCAUCUGAGAUAUUUUUGUGGGCCUACUGCUAUUAGAACACUGAACCAGUCUAAGCAAAUGAAGAAAAAGGUGAAAGUUUCAUCAACAUGGUCAAAGCAGGAUGCAGAAUCUGGCAAAGGGAAUGCUAAUGGGUAUGAAGUUAAUAAGGGAAAAAAAACUGGGAAAAAGACAUCAGAGCAACUUGAAGAAGAAAAAGAAGCUCUGGUUGAAUUGGGAAAUUCAGCAGACGAUGAAUCGAGCUUGUCUAGGGGGAAGUCUGUUCUGCACUCUAUGAAAUGGAACCGUAUCAUCCUGGAUGAGGCUCAUUCCAUAAAAGACAGACGUAGCAACACUGCUAGGGCUGUUCUUGCUUUAGAAUCUUCCUAUAAAUGGGCUCUGAGUGGCACUCCCCUUCAGAAUCGUGUUGGCGAACUUUACUCUCUGAUCCGUUUCCUGCGAAUAACUCCAUACUCAUAUUACUUUUGUAAGGAUUGUGACUGCAGGAUUCUUGAUUACAGUUCAUCAACUGCAUGCUCAAACUGUCCUCAUAAUUGUGUAAGACACUUCUGUUGGUGGAAUAAGUAUGUGGCAACACCAAUACAACUAUAUGGGAAUCUUGAUACUGGGCGAAGGGCUAUGACAUUGCUUAAAGAAAAAAUUUUGAAGAAUGUAGUUUUGAGACGCACAAAAAAGGGCAGGGCUGCUGAUCUUGCACUUCCUCCUAGAAUUAUUUCACUGAGGCAGGAUACUUUGGAUAUCAAAGAAGCAGAUUAUUAUGAAUCAUUGUACAACGAGAGUCAGACACAGUUUAAUACGUAUGUUGAGGCAGGAACUGUAAUGAAUAAUUAUGCUCACAUUUUUGAUCUCCUUACCCGCUUGCGCCAGGCAGUUGAUCAUCCUUACCUUGUGGAGUAUUCUAGUAGUGCUGCAGUCAAAAGUGGCAACACUGUUGAUAUUAGCAAUGGUGAACAAGUAUGUGGCAUUUGCCAUGAUCAAGCAGAAGAUCCUGUUGUUACUUCUUGUGCACAUGUCUUCUGUAAAGCUUGCUUGAUUGAUUUCUCUGCUGCCCUCGGACAAGUAUCAUGCCCAUCUUGCUCAAAAUUACUUACCGUGGAUUUGACAACAAAGAUGGAUGUUGGAGAUCAGACAAUGAAAACAACCAUUAAGGGGUUUAAGCGCUCAAGUAUUCUGAAUAGAAUCCGAUUAAAUGAUUUCCAGACGAGCACAAAAAUUGAGGCUUUGCGGGAGGAAAUCAGAUUUAUGGUUGAAAGAGAUGGUUCAGCUAAAGGAAUUGUUUUCAGCCAGUUUACAUCAUUCUUGGAUCUCAUAAAUUAUUCUCUCCAUAAGUCUGGCAUAAAUUGUGUUCAGUUGGUGGGCAGCAUGUCCAUACCUGCAAGAGAUGCUGCUAUCAAGAGGUUUACUGAGGAUCCAGACUGCAAGAUUUUCCUCAUGAGUUUGAAAGCUGGAGGCAUUGCCCUCAAUCUCACAGUUGCAUCGCAUGUUUUCUUGAUGGACCCCUGGUGGAACCCAGCUGUUGAGCAGCAAGCACAAGAUAGAAUCCACCGAAUAGGGCAGUACAAACCAAUCAGGGUUGUGAGGUUUGUCAUUGAGAAUACUGUCGAAGAGAGGAUUUUGAAGCUACAAGAAAAGAAGGAAUUAGUAUUUGAAGGGACUGUCGGUGGCUCCACGGAGGCUUUGGGAAAAUUGACUGAGGCAGACAUGAGAUUUCUUUUCAUCACUUGAGCAGAAUUGUACCUGUUGCAGAAAGUCUCUUGUAUAGUUCUAUUUGUUUUUUGCUUGUUCAGCUGCUGCUAAUUAGUCCUACCUACAGAAUUUUUACGGCAGCAGAUUCCUUCUCCUGCCGAUCAUAAUUGAACAAGAAAGAAACUGAUAAUCUAAAUGUGAAUGAAGAAAAACUUAAGGCUAAAUGCAGGGAAAUGUUAAUUAUGAAAGAGAUGUUGUGCA
Messenger RNA from Carica papaya (papaya), 2712 nucleotides. The record is from RefSeq and is a predicted model, not a curated record. Lineage: Eukaryota; Viridiplantae; Streptophyta; Magnoliopsida; Brassicales; Caricaceae.